GUUUGGUUACUUUGUCAGUUCUUAUAUUCACUCUCAGAUUCGAGAGAGAGAGAGAGAGAGAGAUGACGGUAGCAGCAGGAAUCGGGUACGCUCUGAUAGCGUUAGGACCGUCUCUCUCCCUCUUCAUUUCCGUAAUUUCCAAAAAGCCCUUCUUGAUUCUCACCGUUCUCUCCAGCACGCUUUUGUGGCUAAUAAGUUUGAUUGUGCUGUCUGGAAUAUGGAGGGGUUUUUUGCCCCUGAAUAGUACAGCAUGGUGGCCUUACGGAAUACUUAUACUCUCAUCUGUUGCUUUUCAAGAAGGCCUCAGACUUUUCUUUUGGAAAAUAUAUAAGAGGUUGGAAGAUAUGUUAGAUGCUUUUGCCGACAGAGUAUCAAAACCACAUCUUUUCUUAACAGAUAAGAUGCUGAUUGCUCUGGCUGGUGGUUUAGGUCAUGGCGCGGCCCAUGCCGUGUUCUUCUGCAUCAGCCUUUUGACUCCUUCAUUUGGUCCUGCUACAUAUUUCAUUGACAUUCCAUUUUUCCUUCUUUCUGCAAUUAUUGCUCUUGCCUUUGUCACAAUCCACACUUUCUCAAUGGUCAUUGCAUUUAAUGGGUACGCUGAGGGGAACAAAGUGGACCAAUAUUUUGUUCCCAUUGUUCACGUUGUUGCAGGAAUGGUG
Gastrolobium bilobum is the source of this 659-nucleotide messenger RNA. Its product is annotated as gamma-secretase subunit APH1-like. NCBI's taxonomy places the organism in Eukaryota, Viridiplantae, Streptophyta, Magnoliopsida, Fabales, Fabaceae. The record is from RefSeq and is a predicted model, not a curated record. Gene Ontology annotation, cellular component: gamma-secretase complex; membrane; endoplasmic reticulum. Gene Ontology annotation, molecular function: protein-macromolecule adaptor activity. Gene Ontology annotation, biological process: positive regulation of catalytic activity; protein processing.